CUCUCUCUCUCUCUCUUCGUUUGCUUUUCUCUCUCUCUUCUUUCUUUUCUUCUUUCCUUUCAAGAAGCAAAGAAGAGAGGGGAACUGGGAAACCAGAAGAGAAGAGAAGAGAAGAGAAGCCAUUUCUUUCGAACCUCUAAAUCGUCAGAAAACACAUCCUCGAGGGAGAUCGAACACAGAGGAAUCAUAUUUGGUUUUUAUAGAUAAAAAUACGAUAAUAUGUUGGUAGCAAACAGCUUUGAUCUAUGGCAAAAAGAUAUCUUCUUUUCAGCUGCAGAGGAGGUUCAAGCAUCUGCAGAUAUAAUGGAGUCAGCUUACAGGACAUGGGUUAGACAGAAGAGAGAAGGGUUAGCAUCCACUGAUUUGGAUGAGCUUUGUAGGGAGCUGCAAACUGCUUUAGCCACAGCAAAAUGGCAGUUAGAUGAGUUUCAAAGGGCUGUUAGGAUGAGCUACAGAAAUACUGUUGAUGAUGUUAGGACGACAAGGCAUGAACAGUUUGUUUCUGCCAUAGCAUCCCAGAUUGCUGUAGCAGAAGCAGCACUGAAAGAGUAUUUCAGUGACGAAGUUAGGAAACCUCUUCGAUGGGUAAAUUUGGAUGAAGAAGAAUGUGAUGACUUGGCUAUGUUCCUCUCCGGGUGUCCAGGAAGCUCAAAGAGCACAAAAGACUCCGAAUCUGAUAUCAAUGAUUCUUUGAAAAAAGAUAACUUAAUACCAAACUAUAUGGCAAGUUGUAAUGAUGUUAAUAAUGAAGGCUGUGUUAAUCGUAGCUAUGUUGUAGAGAUGGAGCCAAUUGAAGUAUUGGGAACUAGUGAUGGUUCUUCGGGUCAAGCUGAUAAGAAGGCUAGCUCAAGGAGAACAUGGGGUUCACGAGAUGUUGGCCCCCUAAAGAUUACAAUUGAUCAUGAUAAUGAACAGAAGAAACCAUUGAUGUUGAAUAUCGAGUCCACAUCAAAAGAUAAAGGUCUUGUUUGGAGGCCGAGAUGUGGGAAUUAUUGGAUCAAUCAGAUAUUUAGAAGGGCUGCUGGAAGUCAAAGGCAACUACAGACCUCAAUACACUUGCAGAAAAGUUGUUCAUUUCGACUCAUGCUUGUUUUGAUGCUAACCAUCUUUUUGCUUGUGCCAUUCGUAAUGCAUUCCAGUUGAGCACAAUAUUAGCCAAUUCUCGUCAGCAAGAUAAAAGGUAAUACUAGAGGUUUAAGUGAACAAGGCUGCCAAGAAGUUUUGAGGAACUUGCCUGCAGGAUUUCAGGACUUCUCUAGCAAAUGUUCAAAUGUAACCAUGUAAAGUUGAACUCUCAAGUUUUCAAGAUUAUAUGGUAGCUUCUAGGCCGUGUAGGGUUAUACAUGUAAGAGAUGACGAUGUAUGUGUGCUUCAUAAAUGCAGCUUGUCAAAAAAUACUCUCA
Cynara cardunculus var. scolymus (artichoke) is the source of this 1403-nucleotide messenger RNA. RefSeq lists its product as uncharacterized. Gene Ontology annotation, biological process: Golgi vesicle transport. The coding region runs from base 220 to 1143 and encodes 307 amino acids. The record is from RefSeq and is a predicted model, not a curated record. NCBI's taxonomy places the organism in Eukaryota, Viridiplantae, Streptophyta, Magnoliopsida, Asterales, Asteraceae. The transcript is spliced from 6 exons. Gene Ontology annotation, cellular component: membrane.